Messenger RNA from Cynoglossus semilaevis (tongue sole), 5235 nucleotides. RefSeq names its product SEC24 homolog A, COPII coat complex component (gene sec24a). The transcript is spliced from 23 exons. Gene Ontology annotation, biological process: intracellular protein transport; COPII-coated vesicle cargo loading; endoplasmic reticulum to Golgi vesicle-mediated transport. Gene Ontology annotation, molecular function: zinc ion binding; SNARE binding. NCBI's taxonomy places the organism in Eukaryota, Metazoa, Chordata, Actinopteri, Pleuronectiformes, Cynoglossidae. The record is from RefSeq and is a predicted model, not a curated record. Gene Ontology annotation, cellular component: COPII vesicle coat; endoplasmic reticulum exit site. Bases 422 to 3826 code for a protein of 1134 amino acids.
GGACUAUAAGAUCAGGAGCUCCAGCGGAAAUGCCACGUGUAAACACUGCGCAUGCGUGAGACCCUUUGCGUUGAUCCUGCUGGGUGAUCCUAACUUCCGGCGAGAGAGUGAGAGAGGCGUCUCACACGACUACCCUGACAAGGCCUAUCGAUACUCACCCGUAGCUAGUUGGAACGGGGUUUGGCCGGAGCCAUGGCCCUGUGACCGCGGACCGAGUUCGUUUAAUAACUUUAUUUUACAAAAAAUAGGAUUCGGCGUGAGGUACAACAGCUUUGACAAACGCCGCAUAGUCACAGCUACAGGUUUGGACAUUUCCCCUAUACUAUCUGCUAGUUAGCUAGCCAGCUAGCCAACGACGCAGCUAGCUACUCGAUUUGCCAACCAAGCAGCCCUUAAAUUAGGACUCGGUGUCUGUUUCAACAUGUCAACUGCGGGGUUCAACUCUCAGAACGGGACAGGGCCAGGACAAGCGUACUCAAACGGUCCAUCACAGAAUCCUGUUGCUAUACAGCAGCUACCUGGGGUCAGCUAUGGCAUGACUCACCAACCUCCCUACAACCCAAUGCAGGCCAAGGCGCCUGUAGCCCCUGGCCCUGGACUCUACCAUUCUGGGUAUCCCCCGGUCAGUUCUUACCAGCCUGGCCCUCAACUGGCUUCCUACUCAACACCCCCAGGGCAGCCACUUUUGACCAGGCCCCAGAUUGCUGGUCCUCCUCUUCAUACCCCUCCACAGUCUGCAAGCCCCAGUCCUGGACCCAGAAUGCCCCUUGCACAGGCUACACCACCUCCUCCUGCAGUGUCUUCUAGUAGCUACUAUUCCAAUUUGCAGCAGCCCCAGCCCAAUGCCCAACCAUGGCAGUACAACCCAGUCCCAGCACCAAUGGGAACACCCCCACCACCAAAUUCCAUGAGCUCACCUCCCCGUGGCCCUGUCGCGAAUCACCUGAAUCCACCUUCAAGCUCAACAGCACCACCACCACCACCAUCAUCAUCAACUGCUUACAGCUUACCGCAGCAAGCCUAUGGGUCCCAUAGUGUCACCCAACCUCCAGGCCCUGGGAUCCCACCUACAUCUCUGCAUGGCUACAAUCAGCCAGGCGUCGCACCUCCACCAAUGAAUCCUGCAGUGUCGCUUUCGUACUCAAUGGUAAGACCCACAUAUGGACCACCACCUACAGGCCCACCACUUUCAGGUCCACCACCAACAAUGAAGCCUACACCUGCAACUGGACCCCCGCUGGCCAAUGUCAUACCUCCACCCCUCAAAGCUGAUGGAACCAUAGCUGGAAAUGGCCCCCAAUCAUCAAACAGCUAUAAUCAUGUGGACAACAAAAUGGGUGGUCUGCCUCCACCUGGCCCACCCGGUCGACACUUGAGUCACUAUCCUUCUCUCCCCCCUGGAUACCAGAACACUGCAGCUCCCCACAAACCCACUGCACCAGUGCACCCUGCGAUGCAAGCUGCCCCACAGCCUUACAGUCAAGCAAAUCAGCCGUACCAACAGCCUCACAGUGGCCCAGGACAGGCCCAGCUGAGCCCCUCCUUAGCCGCCUUGAGCCUCCAGUCCAGUUCCCCAGAAGCCCUAAGGGUUGUUAACCUGCUACAGGACAGAAACCUGCUGCCUCCAACCUCAGUACCUGCCCCGACUCCCUGUCUGCCCCAUGACCUGCAGAAGGUCAACUGCAGCCCAGAGGUGUUCCGUUGUACACUGACCAGCAUCCCUCAGACACAGUCUCUGCUCAACAAAGCCAAGAUGCCGCUAGGCCUGCUGCUCCACCCCUUCAAAGAUCUCUCGCAACUUCCUGUGGUGACAUCCAGUACCAUCGUCAGGUGUCGCUCUUGCAGAACCUACAUUAACCCUUUUGUGUCUUUCCUGGACCAGAGGAAGUGGACGUGCAAUCUGUGCUACCGGGUCAACGAUGUUCCAGAGGAAUUCAUGUAUAACCCAGUCAGCAGAUCAUAUGGAGAACCGCACAAAAGACCUGAGGUCCAGAAUGCUACUAUUGAGUUCAUUGCCUCUUCAGAAUACAUGCUGAGGCCUCCACAGCCCGCCGUUUACCUCUUCAUUCUGGACGUGUCCCACAACGCAGUGGAAACGGGCUACCUGAACGUGUUCUGUCAGUCCCUGCUGGACAACAUCAAUGCGCUACCUGGAGACUCGCGAACCAAAAUUGGCUUCAUCACCUUCGACAGCACCAUCCACUUCUACAACCUCCAGGAGGGUCUUUCACAGCCACAGAUGCUCAUCGUGUCCGACAUCGAAGAUAUCUUUUUACCAACACCAGACAGCCUUUUAGUGAACCUCAAUGAGUGCAAAGAGCUUGUACAGGACCUGCUGAAAAGUUUGCCGACCUUAUUUGAAAAGACCAUGGAGACCCAGUCUGCCUUGGGCUCUGCCCUGCAAGCUGCCUUCAAGUUGUUGUCACCCACCGGAGGGCGUAUGUCCGUCUUUCAGACACAACUGCCCAACUUGGGGGUUGGAGCUCUGCAGUCCAGAGAGGACCCCAACCAGCGAGCGUCAGCCAAGGACAUCCAACAUUUAUCACCAGCGACAGACUUCUAUAAGAAGCUGGCUCUGGACUGCUCUGGUCAGCACAUUGCUGUCGACCUUUUCCUGCUCAGUUCUAGAUACUGUGACCUGGCGUCGCUUGGCUGCAUCUCCAGAUACUCAGCAGGGAGUGUCCACUACUACCCGUCCUACCACCAGCAGCACAAUCCUGCACAGGUGGAGCGUUUCCAGAAAGAUCUGAAGAGAUACUUGACCAGGAAGAUCGGGUUUGAAGCUGUCAUGAGGAUACGCUGCACCAAAGGUCUGUCCAUCCACACGUUCCACGGAAACUUCUUUGUCCGCUCCACAGACCUGCUGUCUCUCCCCAAUGUAAAUCCUGAUGCUGGCUUUGCAGUCCAGAUGUCCAUUGAGGAAAAUCUGAAUGAUAUGCAGGUGGUCUCUUUCCAGGCUGCCUUGCUAUACACGUCCAGCAAAGGAGAAAGAAGGAUCCGUGUCCACACCUUGUGUCUGCCUGUUGUCAAUUCCCUGUCUGAUAUAUUUGCAGGGGCCGACAUGCAGGCCAUGACUGGUCUGCUGGCCUGUAUGGCCGUGGACCGUUCAGUGUCAGCCAGUCUCAGUGAUGCCAGAGACGCUUUGACUAACGCAGCCAUAGACUCGCUGUCGUCUUACCGACACUCUGUGUUGACUAUUCAGCAGCCUGGUCUGUUGUCUCCAGCCUGCCUCAGACUCUUCCCUCUAUAUGUCCUGGCUCUGCUCAAGCAGAAAGCCUUCAGAACGGGCACCAGCACCAGACUGGAUGAGCGGGUGUUUGCCAUGUGUCAGCUCAAGUACCAGCCGCUGGCCUAUGCCAUGCUGAUGAUCCACCCUGCCCUGUAUCGCAUUGACGAUCUUACAGAUGAGGGAGCUUUAAACAUCAAUGAUCGGACCAUCCCUCAGCCCCGUGUGCUGCAGCUGUCAGCGGAGAACCUCAGCACGGAGGCAGCUUUCCUCAUGGAUGCUGGAACUGUAAUGUAUCUACGGGUGGGAAAGAAUUGCAACCCUAUCUUCCUCAAUCAAGUCCUGGGAGUUCCCAGCUACGCUGCUGUGCCUGAUAACCUUUAUCUGCUGCCUGAGCUGGACACUGCAGAGUCACAGAGAACAAGAGCUUUCAUUGGCUGGCUGAAGGAUCAGAGGCCAUUCUUCCCUACUUUGCAUGUCAUCAGGGAUGAGAGCCAGCUGAAACCCAGCUUUAUGCAGAACUUGAUCGAGGACCGGACAGAGUCGGCCCUGUCGUACUACGAAUUCCUGCUUCACCUCCAACAGCAAAUCUCCAAAUAAACUUCAGUGUGACUGUUAAGACAGGACAGCAUAGAAGCAAGGACGCCUCUCUGUAUGUGUGUGAGUGAGGAGUGUGUGUGCGAGUACAAAAUCAGAGGAGGCCUUCAACUGGCCGAGGCCUCCGGCUCCGUUUCUAGCUGUGGUCCACUGUCUCUACCCUGAGGACAGGGUUUUUGUUUUGAGCUGAAGUUUGGCGUUACUCAAUAUCAAGCAGCGUGACGCACAAUGCAAAGACGCAAGAGUGACAGUGAAUCAACCAUGAUGCUUUUUUCUUUGCACUUUUCAUCCUGCUCAGAAUCAGCGGACAACAGCAGGAAAUAACAAUCACCAAGAUAAGGAAUAAGAUAGAAGAGGUGAUCGAAUCGAUCAGCAGUCUGUCUGUGGAUGGCACCGGUGGCAGAUUGAAGGUGUCGAGUGUGUUCUGUCGUCUUUACCACAUCAUGUUCGUGUGUCAGUUAGUGUAUGUACGUCUUAAUUCAGAUGAGUUUAUAAGGUAAGUGAAUGCAUCUGCGCUAGGCUGGUAUAGGGGGCGCCAGCUGGAUGGUUGUCAACAGUACAGCUUGAGCUCUAACAUUCUUAACCCCUGUACGACAGAAACAAUGCGUGCAAUUUUUUAAAAUUCAUUAUAGGUGUGUGUCGAACAAAUAGGAAGACGCUGUAGUUACAGGCGCAGAUGUCAAGUGUUCAAAGGUGGGUGGACCUCACUGUCAUCACUGCCUGGAAUGUGUAUGUGUGUGCGUGUGUGCCGGUUUCGACUCAGCAGUGAAAAACUCACCAGACAUUUUUUCUUUCCCUCUCUGGACAGGCGGAACAACACUGUUCUAUUUCUUUAUUUUUGUUUGUUUUUGAUUUCCGUUUAAUUUAUGAGAACUCCCAAUCUGAUUAAAUCCUACAAUUGCCUUGUACGGGAACUCACUUUUUAUUAUUAAACUUCUGUUUAAAUACAGACUCUACAUAAUGAAAUAUUUUAAUAUAAUAGGAUAUGGGAAAUUCUUUAACAUAAACAUAAAGCCAUUGUUUUAAUCAUACUUAUUGAUACUUGUAUAUGAAAAAGACUGCAUUAUAUAAAAGUGACUAAAUGCUGAUGAUUUUAGUAUAAACCUUAAGUGAGAUAACGCUAAGAAAAUAAAAUGUUUGGCACUUUUUAAAUGUAGUUUGUGCUUUGGUGGGUGAACAGUGUUUAUUCAGUGACUUUCAGACAACUAUGGACCAACACUGUCGAUAUUUUCCUUGAUUGGGAUUCCAUUGAAGGUUUUUUUUCGAUUUGGUCUGAUUUCAUACAGUUUGUAAUCUAUGUAAUAUACGAGAAAAAAUGUAUUUAGGAGCAGACAGAUGUUUUGAUCUUGAUGCACAGAUUUCUCUUUCAUAAGAAAACGGAUGAAAAUAAAAGUAGCCUGUGUUUGUACAGA